AUGCCUUACAAACUUCAAGGCCGAAAUGUUCUUAUUGUUGGCGGUGCAAGGGGUCUUGGUGUCUCCAUUGCCGAGAAGUUUGCUGCGGAAGGUUGUAAUAUCGCAAUCAACUAUCUCUCGAGUGAACAGGCAGCCCAUGAUCUGGCUCUGAGACUGCAGAGCGAACACAGCAUCAAAACGGUCACGAUCCAAGGAGAUGCAGGAAUUCAGGCGGAUUGCGUCAGGCUAAUUCGGACGGCAAUCGAGAAGCUGAAUGGACUGGACGUCGUUAUCUCCAAUGCCGGCUGGACACGGUUUUCCAAUUUCGGGGACCUGUAUGCUCUGGAUGAAGAUGAAUGGGACAAGUGCUGGGCAACCAAUGUCAAAAGCAACCUGUUCUUGUUCAGAGAAGCUCUUCCGACGUUCAACGCCAAUUCAGAAGGCGGCGUGUUCAUUACAACUUCAUCUAUUGCUGGCAUAACUCCCGCUGGGAGCAGCAUGGCGUACUCCGUUACCAAGUCUGCCGGCUUGCAUCUUCUGAAGUGCCUUAAGGCAUCUCAAGGACCAAAGGUCCGCAUCAACUCGGUACUACCGGGGUUGCUGUUAACCGAGUGGGGCCUGCAAUACUCUGCCGAGCAAAUCCAGUCUUGGACUGACAAGUCGGCUCUUAAGCACGAGGUCUACCUCGAUGAUUGUGCCGACAUGUACGUGGCGAUUGCCAAAAACACGUCGAUGACAGGUCAAGAAAUAACUUUGGGUAAGAAACUCACAACCGCUCUGAGUAAUAACUUUCGGCCCUCCUGA
This is a messenger RNA of Penicillium cinerascens, 783 nucleotides long. Its product is annotated as SDR family NAD(P)-dependent oxidoreductase. The coding region runs from base 1 to 783 and encodes 260 amino acids. NCBI's taxonomy places the organism in Eukaryota, Fungi, Ascomycota, Eurotiomycetes, Eurotiales, Aspergillaceae. The transcript has 9 exons. The record is from RefSeq and is a predicted model, not a curated record.